UAAAAAAUUUGAAAAGCAUUUUCAUUCAAUUAAAUGAUAUAUGAUACUCACAUGUGGACUUGAAUCUGAGACCUAUCACUUUUGCAGUAAUAUACUAACCAACUUGGAUGCCUCAACAAAGACAUUCUUCUUCAGUUUAAAUUUGAAUUGUAUAUUUGUGGCAGCAGGCAGUGUGUUACAAUGUUGUGCUCCUUCCCAUCAAGCCAUGGAUUAAGCAGUUCAAUAUUUCCUUGAUCUGCAUCGUCAUUGUACCAAUUGAUAGAGAUUCAUCACCAGUCUAAAACGAAGUUUUAUUAGGUUAAGAAUACAUUGGUUCUACAUAAAGGCCUUAUUUCUUUGAUUUGAGUAUGAUAAUAUUUUUAGAAGCUGAAACUUAAUUAAACAUUGUGCCAGGUGAAAUUUGAUCAAAUCUGUGCUUGUUAAAACUUUCCAUUUGAUUUUAUUAGCAUUCAGGCAUUGGACUCCAUCUUGGUGUUAUUUAUUUUGCUUCCCAAUAAUUAACCAAAGUUUUGUCUUGUACAGUCAGAAGAAUUAUGAAUUCUUGUGAUCACUGAUACUUGGUGUGCCUGAUUCAUCACUGUUGGUACUCUGUGUGUCCAUUGCUUGUUAAGUCCUCCCACCAUGAGCGACGAAAGUGUGAAGAUGACAGGGAUCUGGCAGAUAGUAAGACUCAGAGAGAUGCUGCAUAAAUGGCAAUUGGUUGCCCUCAGUAAAAAGGAGGAGCAACCAUGUUCAUCUGGUAUUCCUCCUUCUGUCGACAAGCGCCUAAAGAAUGUGUUGUCCCAAUGUGACUCAGAUGAAGAGAGCUGCCAAAGCCCGCAACCCCCACCUGAUGUCCCCAAGGGUCACUGCCCGGUCUACAUAGGACCAGAGCAGCGGAGGUUCGUCAUACCGACAAGUUACCUGAGCCUUCCAGUGUUUAAACUGCUCCUAGAGAAGGCUGAGGAGGAGUUUGGAUUUGAUCAUCAGGGCGCGCUCAUGAUCCCUUGUGAGGUGGAAACUUUCAAGUAUAUUCUCCUCUGCAUGGAAAGAUAUAAAAAGGGCCUCAUUGAUGAUGAAGGAAAUCCAACAGGCUUAGAGGAAUAGUACUACUUGGACUUGUUUGCAUUCUGCAGUGUCGAAGGCCUGAUUCAUUUACAGUUAAGUGGUUGCCGUCUAAUCAAAGUUAGUGAUUUCUUUUUUGCUAAGACAAAUUUGUUGGAAUCCGAUGUACUCAGUGUAUUGCGUGUAAGGAUUUGAGGUUCAACCUUUUCUGUUUUCCUUCUUCUUCCCUUCUUUUCCUUAUGAAUCAAUGGGUUUGCUGUACUGGUUCUAUACAGUCUCGAGAAAUGAUUCUGUUAACAUGUGACUAUUGUGAUCCUUGGUUUCGA
Molecule: messenger RNA, 1370 nt
Organism: Musa acuminata subsp. malaccensis (wild Malaysian banana)
Lineage: Eukaryota; Viridiplantae; Streptophyta; Magnoliopsida; Zingiberales; Musaceae
Product: protein SMALL AUXIN UP-REGULATED RNA 12-like
Biological process (GO): response to auxin
Source: RefSeq, a predicted model, not a curated record